AUGUCUGAAGGAAAAUCUAUUGGUAUUGAUUUAGGUACUACCUACUCCUGUGUCGGCGUCUGGCAAAACGAUCGUGUUGAAAUCAUUGCAAACGACCAAGGCAACCGUACUACUCCCUCCUAUGUUGCUUUCACUGAUUCCGAGCGUCUCAUCGGUGAUGCUGCCAAGAACCAAGUCGCCAUGAACCCUUACAACACCGUUUUUGAUGCCAAGCGUCUGAUCGGUCGUCGCUUUACUGAUGCUGAAGUGCAAGCUGAUAUGAAGCACUGGCCUUUCAAGGUGAUUGACAAGGAAGGUUUGCCCAUCAUUCAAGUCGAGUACAAGGGCGAGACCAAGACUUUCACUCCUGAGGAAAUCUCUUCCAUGAUCCUUGUCAAGAUGAAGGAAACUGCUGAAGCCUACCUCGGUACUUCUGUCAAGAACGCUGUUAUCACUGUCCCUGCUUACUUUAACGACUCACAACGUCAAGCUACUAAGGAUGCCGGUUUGAUCUCUGGCAUGAAUGUUCAACGUAUUAUCAACGAACCUACUGCUGCUGCUAUUGCCUAUGGCUUGGAUAAGAAGGUCGAAGGUGAGCGUAAUGUGUUGAUUUUCGAUCUGGGUGGUGGUACCUUUGAUGUUUCUCUCUUGACCAUUGAAGAUGGUAUCUUUGAAGUCAAGGCUACUGCUGGUGAUACUCACUUGGGUGGUGAGGAUUUCGAUAACCGUCUCGUCUCUCACUUUAUGCAAGAAUUCAAGCGUAAGUUCAAGAAGGAUAUUGCUGGUAAUGCUCGUGCUGUCCGUCGUCUUCGUACUGCUUGUGAACGUGCUAAGCGUACCUUGUCUUCUGCCGCUCAAACCACCAUUGAAAUUGAUUCUCUCUUUGAGGGUGUUGAUUUCUACACUUCUUUGACUCGUGCUCGUUUCGAGGAAUUGAACCAAGAUCUCUUCCGUAACACUAUGGAGCCUGUUGAGAAGGUCCUCCGCGAUGCCAAGAUUGAUAAGGGCUCUGUCCACGAUAUCGUCCUCGUUGGUGGUUCUACUCGUAUUCCCAAGGUCCAAAAGAUGGUCUCUGACUUCUUCAAUGGCAAGGAACCCAACAAGUCCAUCAACCCUGAUGAAGCUGUUGCCUACGGUGCCGCUGUCCAAGCUGCCAUUCUCUCUGGUGAUACCUCUGAAAAGACUCAAGAUCUCCUUCUCUUGGAUGUUGCUCCUCUUUCUCUCGGUAUUGAGACCGCUGGUGGUGUCAUGACUCCUCUUAUCAAGCGUAACACUACUGUUCCUACCAAGAAGUCUGAGGUCUUCUCUACUUAUGCUGAUAACCAACCUGGUGUCCUCAUUCAAGUUUUUGAAGGUGAACGUGCUCGUACCAAGGAUAACAACAUUCUCGGUAAGUUUGAGCUCUCUGGUAUUCCUCCUGCUCCUCGUGGUGUUCCUCAAAUCGAAGUUACCUUUGAUGUUGAUGCCAACGGUAUUUUGAAUGUCUCUGCUCUCGACAAGACCACUGGUAAAUCCAACAAGAUUACCAUUACCAACGAUAAGGGUCGUCUCUCCAAGGAAGAUAUUGAGCGUAUGGUCAACGAUGCUGAAAAGUACAAGGCUGAAGAUGAAGCUGCUGCUGCUCGUAUCCAAGCUAGAAAUGGCCUCGAAUCCUAUGCCUACAACCUCCGUAAUACUCUUCAAGAUGAAAAUGUCGGUGGCAAGUUACCUGAGGAAGAUAAGGAAAAGAUCAAGAGUGCCUCUGAUGACUGUAUUAAGUGGUUAGACGAAUCUCAAGAAGCUUCCAAGGAGGAAUACGAAUCUCGUCAAAAGGAACUCGAAGAAAUUGUCAACCCCAUCAUGAUGAAGUUCUAUCAGGCUAACGGUGGUGCCCCUGGUGCUGCCCCUGGUGCUGCUCCUGGUGGCUUCCCUGGUGCUGCUCCCGGCGGUGCUCCCGAUGCCUCUGCUGACGGACCCUCUAUCGAAGAAGUCGACUAA
Messenger RNA from Mucor velutinosus, 1956 nucleotides. RefSeq names its product FACT complex subunit spt16 (gene SPT16). The transcript has a single exon. The coding region runs from base 1 to 1956 and encodes 651 amino acids. Lineage: Eukaryota; Fungi; Mucoromycota; Mucoromycetes; Mucorales; Mucoraceae. Gene Ontology annotation, cellular component: cytosol; plasma membrane; nucleus. Gene Ontology annotation, molecular function: ATP binding; ATP-dependent protein folding chaperone. The record is from RefSeq and is a predicted model, not a curated record.